Messenger RNA from Macadamia integrifolia, 588 nucleotides. RefSeq lists its product as uncharacterized. The record is from RefSeq and is a predicted model, not a curated record. NCBI's taxonomy places the organism in Eukaryota, Viridiplantae, Streptophyta, Magnoliopsida, Proteales, Proteaceae. The transcript has 2 exons. The coding region runs from base 1 to 588 and encodes 195 amino acids.
AUGUUGAAUGGAGGAUCGAUUGGGUACUUUGGCGUGGAAAGGGGUCUUAGACAAGGGGACCCAAUCUCCCCUAUGCUUUUUAUCAUAGCUAAAGAGGUGUUAUGUAGACGGCUGACUGACUUGGUCGCAAAAAAGAGGUUGAAAGCUUUGAAUGGUCCACGUGGUGCCACUACUCCAAUGCAUAGUGUAUUUGCGGAUGACAUCUUUAUUUUCUCCAAUGCCUUGAUCAGGCUGAAGGAGGAAGGUGGGUUGGGGCUGAGAAGGUUGAGGGAUAUGAAUAAGGCGACUCUAUGUAGUCUAGCAUGGAGAAUAAAGCAUGAAAAGUCGUUCGCAUACAACUUUCUCAGGGCAAGAUUUCUGAAACGAAAUGGCUCACUUAGACCUGGUUACAGGGCAUCGUCUAUUUGGCCUGGAAUAAGGGAGGUGUGGGGCCUCAUUGUGGCUAAUGAGAGGUGGAUGGUUGGAAAUGGUAGGAAGAUUGAUUUCUGGAAGGACAAAUGGGUUAAUGGGUUCUCUGUCCAGGAUUCAGUGGAAGACACUGGCGAUCAAGGUCCUUUGAUGAUUGAUCGCUUCAUUACCAGCUUCUAG